Messenger RNA from Trichomycterus rosablanca, 1125 nucleotides. RefSeq names its product metaxin 1b (gene mtx1b). The coding region runs from base 1 to 957 and encodes 318 amino acids. Gene Ontology annotation, cellular component: cytoplasm; SAM complex. Lineage: Eukaryota; Metazoa; Chordata; Actinopteri; Siluriformes; Trichomycteridae. The record is from RefSeq and is a predicted model, not a curated record. Gene Ontology annotation, biological process: mitochondrion organization. The transcript has 8 exons.
AUGGCUGCUCCCAUGAAGCUGUACUGUUGGAGAGGAGAUUAUGGAUUACCCUCGGUAGAUGUGGAUUGUCUAACUGUUCUGGCGUAUGCGAAGUUUGCAGGAGCUCCACUCAAGGUUCAUAAGAUCACCAACCCGUGGAGAAGCCCAACAGGAACCCUCCCGGCGUUAAAAACCAGAGACGAAGGCAGUUUAUCCCAGCCAAGCAAGAUCAUCAUUCAUCUCAGGAAACAGAAAUAUAACGCUGAUUACGACCUGUCGGCUAAAGAGGGAGCGGAUACUCUCGCCUUCAUCUCCUUACUGGAGGAGAAACUGCUGCCUGCUCUGAUCUACACGCAGUGGGUCGACGCUAAGAAUUACGUGGACGUGACGCGGCGGUGGUACGCCGAACACACGCCCUUCCCGCUGAAUUUCCUGCUGCCCAACCGCAUGCACUCGGCACAGCUGGAGCGACUGAGGCUGAUCAGAGGGGAUGCGGUGCUGGAGCCCGAGGAGCAGGUGGAGAAAGAGCUGUACCAGGAGGCGCUGGAGUGCAUGACUCUGCUCUCACAGAGACUCGGAUCACAAAAGUUCUUCUUUGGAGAUUCCCCCUCCUCGCUGGACGCGUACGUAUUUGGACACCUCGCGCCUCUGCUCAAGAUCAAACUCCCCAGUGGGAAACUCCAGCAGCACCUGAACUCGUUAGAGAAUCUGUGCCAGUUCUGUACCAACAUCCUGGUACUUUACUUCCCCUCAGAGACCAGAGACGUAGGGAAGCAGAAAGUCUCCGCCCACACCGACGGCGGCGACUUCGACAACGAGCCGCACAAACGGCGAAACCAGAUCCUGUCUGUGCUGUUUGCCGUGGGAGCCAUGCUGGGUUACGCCGUCCUCACCGGCAUCGUCACCAUCCAGAGUUCACGAUCACAGCUGGAGGAGCCGCGGCGUGCUGAGGAGGACGAGGAGGAGGAGGAGGAGUGAUGAAGAAUAUAAACUCUAUAUUUACAUUUUAGCUUGAGUGAUCAGACCCUGCGGUGCUUCUGCUUCUCCUGGUGGCUUCUGGUUCCUCGGAGAACGUUCAUGCUUGAGAUCGUCGCCAUGGUGACCACGUGAUUCUGUAAAUAGUAAUAAAAGUUCUUCGUGCCGAAA